Molecule: messenger RNA, 3295 nt
Organism: Ceraceosorus guamensis
Lineage: Eukaryota; Fungi; Basidiomycota; Exobasidiomycetes; Ceraceosorales; Ceraceosoraceae
Exons: 4
Coding region: 83-3103 (1006 amino acids)
Biological process (GO): lipid metabolic process
Molecular function (GO): triacylglycerol lipase activity
Source: RefSeq, a predicted model, not a curated record
GCUGGUGCAUUUCAUUCUUGAACACAUUCACAUUCGCGCAAUCUUGCAAUUUUGCCAGGCUGCACCGCCGAUAGCGCAUGCAAUGGCAGCGGCUGAGGACUCGUCGAAGGCCACCGCGCCUGCCGGCUCUCCGCUUCGCAGCGGAAGCGUCCUCAAGCUGCCAUCCCUCCCAGCAUGGGCAACAAGUAGGACCCCUUCUCCCGCCAUGCGAAGUGGUGCAGCCAGCAGUCGGGAAGGCGAGAUGGAGGGUCAGAGAAAUCAUGGCACGGCCACCACCAGGAAAAGUCCGCUAGCCUCCACCUCUCGAGCUUCUCCGUUGCCCAACGGAAGGUUCAUACCCGAAUCCGAGCGGGGCUGGGUGUACGAUGAUGGCGGACCUGCCGAUAUAGCUUCCAAGAGAGGAGGCGAACGCAGGAGGAGCUCUUUGGCUAGCAAACAGUGGCUCGACUUUAGAUCUUCGUCCAAGAUCAAGGCUGGUGACCAAACUGCGACACCGGAAGAUCGACCAGAGUUGAUGCGCACAAGAUCUCGGUCCACACCUGCCACGAACGCUGCCAAUAUCCAAGCGGGGCUGCGAGGCGAUGCGCUCUCCGCAGCUGCUUCUAGAGCAGCUCCUGUAAUGGAAGAGGAGAUGGAGUUGGAGCAGCGUGCUUUUCAGCGAGGUCUUGACCAGCUCGAUGUCGUGGACGAGAACGUUGCAAGGCCUUCGAGCAGGAAGAACUCUUUUGACGCCUCGGCGGAGCAUGGAUCCGUUUCGUUCCGGCAACGAAGGCGACGGCGAUCGCUGCAGGAAGCUUCUCAAUCAGAAGCAAUGUAUGAUGAGGAGGACCUCAAGAAUGCUUCACGCUCCCACAGAUUGCAGGUUGAUACAGAAGUACCCGUGCCUGCCGCACAGGUAGCACAAGACGCGUCAUCUCGUGAGAAAGCAGAUCAGUCAGGGAGUGUCGAGGAUGUUAAGCCGCGAGUCGCAGGCUCGCAUCCUCUGUCACCGAUCGAGUCGCCACCGCCUGUGGUGCACACACCAAGGGGCUAUCCUUGGCGAGAUGUGGCGAUGUCGACAAGCUCGAGCAAAGCAUCUUCGGGUCUGCCUACCUUCGUCUCUCCGAGCCACAGAAAUCCCACAGCUAAGCAAGCGUUCUAUGAUACGCAUUUCGGGGCUUCUUCGGGCUGGCAAAGCUUAAGUAGCUUGGCUGAGCCUGUUCGACACCCUUGGGACACAUUGCGCGGCAAGCGCAAGCAUGCCAAGGGCUCAGCAGCGGUCGAUCCGAUCGACAGGGUGAGAGAUGAAGCGGAGCAGCACGCUAAGGAACAGCAGCAGCAAAGCCAAUCGAUCCUCAAUGCGGGCACAAAUCGUAUCAAAGAGAUGCUUAGCGGAUGGAAUGGGCUCACCAGUCUGGGAGUUCUGGGUCCAUCGUCCAUGGCCAACGAUGGCCCUCAAAGUGCACGCGAUGGCCCCACGCUAGGGCUAAAUACAGCGGGGCCGAGCGUAGCGGCCGCGUACGAGCCGGAACUGAUCCCAACUGUGCACAAGGAUCCCUGUGCCAAACGAUACUUUGACAACAUCGAGGGUAAUGUGGUGAUCAUGGGUGGGUACAGAGGUAGUGUGCUACGAGACGCCGAAACGGGACAGAUGCUGUGGAUCCCGAUCAAGGUCGGCGUCGGGCUCCGCAGACCAACGCUGGAGCUUGAUCUGGACGUGCAGGCAGAGGCAAAUUCCGAAGAGCUAGUGGUACCGGGUGAAUCUCUGAUGGGCAUCGGCCGUCUGGUAGAUAUGGGCGGACGACUAGCUUCUCGCAUCGAAGCGGGCAAGAAGCGACCUACAGUGCAUUCAUGGGGCUACGAUUGGAGAUUGAGCCUGCACAGAUCGAGCAAGCGCCUCAGAGAUUUUCUGACAAAGCUCUACGAGGAGAGCCAUACGGAAGAGUCGAAACGCCAGGGCGCCACUGUUGUUGCUCAUUCCAUGGGCGGCCUGGUUGCUCUGCACGCUCUUGCUCAGACGAGCAAUCCCAACAUCUUCGACAAGCUCAUUUUGGCCUCAACGCCGUUUGCGGGCACUGCGAACAUUCUCGGACCGUUCCGGUAUGGAGAUGCUGCUCUAUUUAAUGACGAAGUCUGUUCUCCUCGCGCCACUUUCUCCUUUAGAUCUUCUUUCGGCCUGCUUCCGCGUGAUGGCAGAUGUUUCGAGUCGGAGGAUGGCAAACCUUUCGACCUGGACUUUUUCGACCCAAACGUGUGGGAUGAUCUGGGACUCACUCCUUGUCUGGAGGCUGGGCGCUUCAAAGAGUAUCAAGCGCGUGUCCAGUGCGAAGGAAAGACGCAGCUGCCAGCUUUGGACGAGCAUCAAUCUAGCGAAGCUUCUGUAGGCAGUCAGAGGGCCGAUCGUGCGCAAAGCAACGAUGUGGGUCUGGACGGCGGACUAGAUCUGCAGCUGGCUGGCAAAGCCUCUUUCCCAAAAGGUGGGCAAGCAGUCGCUAAAGCUGUCCAAGGUACUGCAGAAGCAAGUAGAAAUAUCGCAGAGACGAGCAAGAUGAUCAAAGACGAAAGUUUGAAUGCUAUGCCAAUUGCAUCUGCUCAGAAUGGUGUUCCGACGACGAAAGAGGAGGCAAAGAAGAAGACUUACGCAGCAGAAGCCGCAUCGACGGCCCCGUCGGAAGAAGAGACGUGGGCAUAUUUGGUUCGGACCCUUGAUGAGACAAGACGCUUCCACAAAGAGCUCGAAGAAGGAUUUGACGAAGCACGUCUCAACGAUGGACAGUAUCCGCCUAUCGCUAUCCUAGCGUCAGGUCGAACACCGACGGUCCGAGGUGCUCUGGUGCGCACGGAAAACGCGCCCUCUGAACAAAGCUCCGAAACGGAGAGCUGGAAGAUCGGCGUAAGGGCCGGAGAUUAUUCCCGCAUGCUAUACGAGCCUGGAGAUGGCGUCAUUACGCUUCGAAGCGCCAUGGAUCUUCCUGGUUCUUGGUCCAAGCUUCUUGUUCGAGGAGAGGGAAAGUUGGGAGAACAUCACACUUCUCAUAGACACGUCACCCUGCUUUCGGAUGUGCAGGGCAUUGGAAGAUGCGUCGAACAGUGUCGCCUGGCCAGAGCCAAGCAAGCACAUUGACUCUUUGGCGGUCAAGCAGCCGGAAUGCACCUUUGCAGCGCUACCUCGCUGCUCCGCUUUGCAGCUUCUUGCACCUUUGCACCACCUCUUUGAAUUGCCCGCUUGCACACGCAUCUCACCCUGUCUCUUGCACAUGUCAUGUAAUGAUGCAUCGUCGCUCUAUCCACCAAAUGCGCAAACGUUCAUGCGCUC